ACACUAGAUUGAACCAGUUUAACAGAGUAACAGAGCUCAUGCCCUUGAUCCCAGCAAUAGAGUGGAAUAAACGAUAAGAGCGGUGUUUUCAGUAAUCAGGCUCAAGAAGUCAGUUUACCUAACGUUCCAGUUUUGGAUCAUCGAUUCCGAAGGAGAGAAAACACAAGGCAUGAAGAGCCCAAGAUUCUUCAGGUUCCAGCAAAAUCAGCAGUGGGGAUUCAGAAAGUUCAUCCCUCGACAUUCCCUCUUGGCCCAGGAGCCUUGGCUGCUCGAAGACAAUGAACUCAGCCUGAGAUGCAAGGUGACUGUGGCCCAAGACUCCUUAGGCUUCUCUGACGAGACCACGAUGCCAGGGAUCCAGGUUCCAAGGUGCACUCUGGCAGAUGAGCUAGGAGAGCUGUGGGAGAAUUCCUUCUUCACAGACUGCUGCCUGGUGGUAGCUGGCCAGGAAUUCCGGGCUCACAAGGCCAUCUUAGCAGCUCGCUCUCCAGUUUUCAGAGCCAUGUUUGAACAUGACAUGCAGGAGAGCAGAACAAACCGCAUUGAGAUCCACGACCUGGAGCCUCAAUGCUUCAGAGCAAUGAUGGGCUUCCUUUACACCGGGAAGGCACCGGAUCUCCACAGCAUGGCAGAUGUACUGCUUGCAGCUGCCGACAAGUACGGCCUGGAGCGUUUGAAGGUCAUGUGUGAGGACGCCCUCUGCAAGGACCUCUCCGUGGAGACUGCUGCCCACACUCUCGUCAUGGCUGACCUCCACAGUGCAGGGCAGCUGAAAACCCAGGUGCUGGAUUUCAUAACAGCUCAUGCUUCUGAAGUCUCUGAGACUUCAAGCUGGAAGACAAUGGUGGGCUCAUAUCCCCACUUGCUGGCUGAAGCAUACAGCUCCCUGGCUUCUGCUCACUGCUCAUUACUGGAGCCCCCUCCCAAACGCCUCAAGCAAUCUUAGGAUCCUGUCAGCUCUGACCUACAGGUGUAUUCUAUAAGCGGCAGCAGGCAUUGUUUCCAAGGACACCUGGGCAGACUACGGGACACUGUAGCAUUUUCAGAGAACCUGUGGAAAGACAGCAUGGGGGCUCAGGCCUUUCAUACGCCAGGAAAUAUGUGGAAUGGCAGUUUUGGGUAGGGAGAGCACUGCCU
Molecule: messenger RNA, 1137 nt
Organism: Mesocricetus auratus (golden hamster)
Lineage: Eukaryota; Metazoa; Chordata; Mammalia; Rodentia; Cricetidae
Product: speckle-type POZ protein-like
Exons: 3
Coding region: 170-946 (258 amino acids)
Biological process (GO): regulation of proteolysis; proteasome-mediated ubiquitin-dependent protein catabolic process
Cellular component (GO): cytoplasm; nucleus
Molecular function (GO): ubiquitin protein ligase binding
Source: RefSeq, a predicted model, not a curated record